Alosa alosa (allis shad) is the source of this 4122-nucleotide messenger RNA. Its product is annotated as neuronal pentraxin receptor-like. The record is from RefSeq and is a predicted model, not a curated record. Bases 455 to 2080 code for a protein of 541 amino acids. The transcript is spliced from 5 exons. Lineage: Eukaryota; Metazoa; Chordata; Actinopteri; Clupeiformes; Clupeidae.
UUUGCAGGAGCCCGUGAAUAACAUCAUACGAAACAGGCGUGAGAGAACGUCCUCUCCUCCCUGCCUGCCUGCCGUAUGGUUGGCUACUGGGGGAGUAUCCCACCCCCACUCUCCUCUCACGGUCCCAAAGGUAAUUAUCGGAAUAGAGGGGAAUGCUUAGUAGGCUACUGGGCUAGAAGAGGGAGUCUAUAACGGACAUCCUGCAGUUAUCGUAAUUUCACACCUUAGAUAGAUAAUCGAUCAAUUCGAAACAGUGGAGUGUCGCUAUGCAAACGGGCUGUUUGCGUUUACGAACUGGAGUGUUAUGAUCUUAGCAGUUGGAGAAGCUCAGACGAUCACUUCAUUUUGCGCGCUCAUAGAUUUAAUGUACAUUUAUGCGCGCUUUACUUUCUAAUAAUUAUUGAUCGGUUAAACCGCCACCCUGAAGUUCAUUGUUGUUAUUUUGGCCGCCGGCAUGGUGGCCUUUAUCGGAGCGGUCAUCUGCAUCAUUGCUGCAGUUCACACCGGAUCAUCUUCGGCCGCCGUAGCUCAGCCACUGGCUGACAACCAGUCGCUUCUGUCUACGGACGCGGGUGUCCAGACUCUUGCCCCUGGGUCCGUGCCUGCGCGGGCCGGACCUGUGGACGCUCUCCACGGUCCUGAAGCCAACGGCGGGGAACCGGGGAGCGUGGAGGCACCGACCUUCUACACAGUCAGCGGUACUACCGGAGGUGGACCAGGAGGAGGGGAACAGGUGAUCUACAGCCGCCUCAUCUGCACUCCCAUCCCCGCCGGCGAGUGCAAACCCAAAAACUUUCAGCAACAAGCGGACGACCCUACGCUGUACGCAGGCGAGGAUUGGGGAUACCUGCGCACCACGGCCGACGAGCUGCGACAAACCGUGCUUCAGCAGAAGGACGAGAUUCUCACAGACCAACGGACCAUUCGCGAGCUGACGGGGAAGCUAACCGAAUGCGAGAGGGACAUGGUGGUCGCUGGCAACCCCGAGAGGAGCGCGGGCAUAUGGGGUGGCAAACGGGACGAAGAAGACCACAUCAUGGUGAGAGACGAGGCGCCAUCUGAAAUACUCGCUGCCCGCGCUGUCCAGGAGCUGGAACAAGCCAUCAAUCAGCUGAAGGGCCGCAUUGAAAAACUAGAGUCGGAGAUGGGACCUCAUCCUCACAAUCACACAGCCACAAGCCAGAAGCCCGCGCUCCCGACGAUCCUGGCCGGGAUCUCUAGCGCCCCCAGUGGCGGCCGUGCAGAGGACGCGCCGCUGCAGGUGGAGGACCUGGAAGGGGAGCUGGAGAAGAAGAUGCAGCUGCUGGAGAAGGAGCGGAAGGCCCUGCGCCAGGAGAGCAUCCGUCACAGAGAGCGCAUCGACCAGGGCAUCAGCAGCGUCCACCAGAGGGUUACAGGGCUGGAGCAAGGACACACAGACGCUGUGUUGGAGGGUUUCCAGCUGUCCUUCCCUGUGCAGAGCCCCAGCAGCACCAGCAGGGCGGCAGCGUACGCGCUGGUGACGUCUCCCGUGCCCACUCUGCACGCCCUGACCGUCUGCUUCUGGCUGCGCCCGCUGCACGGCCGCCUGGGCACCCCGCUCUCCUACGCUGUCCCCGGCCAGCCCAACGAACUGGUGCUGCUGCAGGGCAAGCACCAGCCACUGGAGCUCAUCGUCAACAACCAGGUGGCGCCGUUGCCUCUGAACGUCUCAGUGGGAAGCUGGCAGCACAUCUGUGUGAGCUGGCACAGGAAGGGGGGGCAAUGGAGAGUCUACCAGGGGGGCAAACUGCGUGGCGAGGGGCAAGGCGUGGCACCUGGACACUACAUCCGCCCCGGAGGCGUCCUCAUAUUGGGGCAAGAACAGGAUAUUGUCGGCGGUGGCUUUGAUGCCAGCCAGGCUCUAGAGGGCGAGAUGUCUCAGCUGAGCCUGUGGGACCGGACCCUGAGGCCGGCCGAGGUGUCAGCGCUCGCCCACUGCACCAAGGGCAUGCUGGGAAACGUAGUCCCCUGGAGGGAGCAGACCCUGGAGGUGUACGGUGGAGCCACCAGGGUGCCCGGGGAGCCCUGUGCCAACCAGCACGCCAGUGCCAAGCAGUGAGGGGGCAGGAGAGGUGCCAGCCACCAGACUGGCAUCAGGCUCAGGAAUGCCAGAGGAACUGGAAUGGGCAGAGCGUGGCGAGGGAGGCAAGGAUGUGAUGUCACGUCACAUCACGCCACGUCACGUCACGAAUGUCAAGAGGAGGGGGAGGGGGGUGUGCGGAGUGAUGGAUUUCACAAGCCAAUGCUUGUGUGAACCAAAACAAGUGUUUUCCUUUUGUCUUUGUUUAGCGUUUGCUUUCUUUGAUUGUGAACAUUGUUUGUGGUGCUUCGGUUGUUAACACUCUCUCUUGGUAUUCAUGUCGAUGCUCUUUAGUCUUAACAGACCUCCGCUCUGUCAUCCGUGGCGUCUCACAGACACCAACGCGCAGAUGAUUUGAUUUAUUUUUGUGGUUCGUUUAUGCGUCACUGGGAUUGUAAUUAUUUACAGAUUUACAGCUGUGUUGUUUUAUACGUUAUGCGUUCAAGCAGUCCAAGCAGCACAACCGUCUUUGGUGAUUAGUCAUGCUUGUUGCUGAGCACAAUUUUAUACAGUUGCCAUCGUAUAGGCUUUUUCUUUUCUUUUCUGAAAAGUGAUAUAUCUUGUGUUUUUUCUAACUUUAGAUAUAAGGCUGUAUAUAGUGAGGGAGGGGGCGCAUGCUCGUCAAAGUAAUCUAUCCGCCAAAUGCCUCGAACUGUGUUGAAAUUUGGCGAUUAAACCUUGGGAUUUAGAAACUGAUGAAGCGUGAAUGUGCCCUGGCAGUGCUACACAGCUACACUACGGCUCCCAGAGGCCAAUAACCCCUUAGCACAAACACUCAGAGAGAGAGAGAGAGGGAGAGAGAGACUCUUUAGAGAUGAACAGCCACUAAACGGUUUUCCUCGAGAUGAGCAGCCACUAAACAGGUUCCUCUUCAGAGGUGAGGAACUGCUAAAUGGGUUCCUCUUUAAUGACGAACAGCCACUAAGCGAGUUCCUCUUUAGAGAUGAAGUCACUAAACGGGUUCCUCUUUAGAGAUGAACAGCCCCUACAUGGGUUCCUCUUCAGAGGUGAGGAACUGCUAAAUGGGUUCCUCUUUAAUGACGAACAGCCACUAAACAGGUUCUCUUUAGAGAGUAACAGCCACUUAACGGGUUCCUCUUUAGAGAUGAACAGCCACUAAACGGGUUCCUCUUUGGAGAUGAACAGCCACUAAACGGGUUCCUCUUUAGAGAGUAACAGCCACUAAACGGGUUCCUCUUUGGAGAUGAACAGCCACUAAACGGGUUCCUCUUUAGAGAGUAACAGCCACUAAACGGGUUCCUCUUUAGAGAUGAACAGCCCCUACAUGGGUUCCUCUUCAGAGGUGAGGAACUGCUAAAUGGGUUCCUCUUUAAUGACGAACAGCCACUAAACAAGUUCUCUUUAGAGAGUAACAGCCACUAAACGGGUUCCUCUUUGGAGAUGAACAGCCACUAAACGGGUUCCUCUUUAGAGAGUAACAGCCACUAAAUGGGUUCCUCUCUAGAUGAACAGCCGCUGCCUCAGAACAGCCUCACAAACGGGUUCGAGGCCAGCAAGACAAGAAGCCAUAGCAGUAAACGAGAAGGCCAGUUUCAAAUAGCAAAAGCAGUUCUGUCGUCCCCAUCUGCAUUGUUUUUAACAAGGAGCACAACAUCAUACUGUACAUUCUCCUCAUGACACAAUUUGCCAUACCCAGUUUCAUUGGGCUAUUGUGUGUUUUGUUAUAAAUUAUAUUAUUAUUUGUUAUAAAUUAUAUUAUUUAUAAAUAUAAAUAUUGAACCUAAGUCCUUCCUUACCUCACACACUUAUAACCUGUUGGGUCCCUCAUUUCAGUGGAGCUACAGUGCUGGGACAGUAUGUUACUGUGUUGGGGACAGUGUUGGACAUAGCACUGUGUGUGUUGGGGACAGUGUGUUGGGGACAGUGUUGGACAUAGCACUGUGUGUGUUGGGGACAGUGUUGGACAUAGCACUGUGUGUGUUGGGGACAGUGUGUUGGACAGCACUGUGUGUGUUGGGGACAGUGUUGGACAUAGCACUGUGUGUGUUGGGGACAGUGUG